This is a messenger RNA of Leptopilina boulardi, 525 nucleotides long. RefSeq names its product N-lysine methyltransferase KMT5A-like. Bases 1 to 525 code for a protein of 174 amino acids. The record is from RefSeq and is a predicted model, not a curated record. NCBI's taxonomy places the organism in Eukaryota, Metazoa, Arthropoda, Insecta, Hymenoptera, Figitidae. Gene Ontology annotation, molecular function: protein binding. The transcript has a single exon.
AUGUCUGUCUCUACUAUCGAAGAUAUCGAUGAAACUGUUUUUGAAGUUCACUUCUCAGAAAAUAAAAGCCGAUCAUUAGUCACUACAAAAUUCUUUAAAAAAGACACUAUUUUAAUUGAAUAUGUUGGAGAAUUGAUAACGGAUGGGAUUGAAAUGAAAAAGCGUGAAAUUAUUUAUGGCAAUGAAAACUUUGGCUGUUUUGUAUUAGAAAUCACUUUUAAAGGAAAGAAAGCUUAUAUUGAUGCCACAGAAGAAACAAUUUAUAAAGCUAGAUUAAUGAAUCAUUCAAAUAAGCCUAAUGUAUUGCCAUUUAUGCGUAUAAUUAACGGUGUACCUCGAGUAUUUUUUAAAGCUGGUAUGGAUAUAAAUCCAAAUACUGAACUCGUUUGGAACUAUGGAGAAAAAAAGGAAAUUGCCCUGAACAGUACUUCUGGUAUGACUCCAACAAAGAGAAAAAGAGGUAUUCAUACACCUAUAGUUUUAAAUUUUGUGCGCUUUCAUCGUAUAUUCCCAAGUAGCACGUAA